AUGCAGCCCUGGAAGAUGCUGGCAGCUGUCUUGCCAGCCAUGAAGGGCAAACCCUCCAAAAAUGGUGCCGACAUGGAGCCAUUUGGUGUCUUCCUCUGCUUUUCCGGGCAUCCCUGCCGCAGCUGGAGGCAGCCUCUGGGAACCACCAAGCUGCCUUAUGAUGUGCAGAUGGUGUUUCCGCCGGGCCCCUUGCUUUUCAUGUCGGUGGCCUCUGGGAGCUGGGCCAGCCCAGAUGUCCCUGAUCGUGACAGCUUCGCCGUGAGUGCUGCGUGGGCUCGGAAAGGCAUCGACGAGUGGAUGGGGAGGCAGCGCUGCCCCGGCGGCGGCUCCGGACCCCGACAGCUGCGGGCGGCGGGCAAUGUUGGCAGAGGAACCCGGGAGCUCGUGGGCGAAGUUUUCAGAGAAACGCUCAGCGAGGAGGAACAGGAAGACUUUCAGCUGGAAGUGGCCCUGCCUCCUGAGAAGACCGACGGGCUGGCCAGUGGAGACGAGAAGAGGACGGAGAAGCCGAGCGAAUCCUGCCCAGGCUCUCGGAAGCCGCUGAAAUUCGAGGAGCUACAGUGUGACGUGUCUGUGGAGGAGGACAGCCGGCAGGAGUGGACCUUCACCCUGUACGACUUUGACAAUGGCAAGGUCACCCGCGAGGUGAGCACCUGCCUGGCCUCCUGCCACUGGCCGCGCCCUCGGGCUCAGGAACGCCAGUCCCCCAGUUCAGAAUGUCAACAGAUGUUCCAGAUCCGAAUUUCACUGGCUCCCAUUGACGGGCACGGGAGCGGACGGCUCACCUGGCUGUUUCUUGGGGGGGACUCAGACCUGCAGGGCACCAGGCCCAGGGCGGAGACCAAGCCCGCCGAGGAGCUGCGAAGCUGGGAGAAGAAGCAGCGCGCCCCGCUCAGGUUCCAGGGUGACAGCCGCCUGGAGCAGCCUGGCUGCUACCACCAUUGCGUGGAUGAGAACAUUGAGAGGAGAAACCACUACUUAGAUCUCGCCGGGAUAGAAAACUACACGUCCCAGUUUGGGCCUGGCUCUCCGUCAGUGGCCCAGAAGUCAGAACUGCCCCCCCGCACCUCCAACCCCACUCGAUCUCGCUCCCACGAGCCAGAAGCCAUCCACGUCCCACAUCGAAAGCCCCAAGGCGCGGACCCAGGCUCCUUCCAGUUCCUUGACGCCCCCUUCGCCAAGGCCUCGGAGGUCCAGCAGCGGCUCCGGGUCACCCAGGACGGGGGCAAGCACUUUGUGAGGUCCCCCAAGGCCCAGGGCAAGAGCGUGGGUGUGGGCCAUGUGCCCAGAGGGGCAAGAAGUAAAGCCCCUCUGGGACCCACCGUCUCUGCAGUGUCCCCCUCUGCCCACCUGGCCGCCAGCCCGGCCCUCCUCCCCACUCUUGCCCCCCUCGGGCACAAGAAGCACAAGCACCGAGCCAAGGAGAGCCAGCCGGGGUGCCGGGGCCUGCAGGCGCCGCUGGCCGUGGGCAGCACCGUCGUGGGGCGGGACCACCUGAGGGAGCUGCCCGCCGUGGUGGUGUACGAGAGCCCGGCCGGCCAGGCGGUCCAGAGACACGAGCAUCACCACCACCACGAGCACCACCACCAUUACCACCACUUCUACCAG
Pteropus alecto (black flying fox) is the source of this 1608-nucleotide messenger RNA. It is a transcript of the gene NKD1, whose product is annotated as naked cuticle homolog 1. The annotation marks the transcript as partial. Lineage: Eukaryota; Metazoa; Chordata; Mammalia; Chiroptera; Pteropodidae. The record is from RefSeq and is a predicted model, not a curated record. Gene Ontology annotation, biological process: negative regulation of Wnt signaling pathway. Gene Ontology annotation, cellular component: cytoplasm. The transcript is spliced from 10 exons.